Messenger RNA from Gastrolobium bilobum, 1540 nucleotides. RefSeq lists its product as uncharacterized. The transcript has 7 exons. Lineage: Eukaryota; Viridiplantae; Streptophyta; Magnoliopsida; Fabales; Fabaceae. Gene Ontology annotation, cellular component: nucleus. Gene Ontology annotation, molecular function: protein heterodimerization activity. Bases 330 to 1106 code for a protein of 258 amino acids. Gene Ontology annotation, biological process: regulation of DNA-templated transcription. The record is from RefSeq and is a predicted model, not a curated record.
GAGACUCCAAACACCAGCACACAACAAAACAAUAAAACAAAAAUAAAGAAAAUAAAAAAACUUUCGCACUUUGCUUCUUCGUCUUCUUUAACGUUUUGUCCUCCUUGAUCUUGUUUUCUUUCCCUCUAUAAAACCAGGGUGGGGUUUGGGUUUUUCACCAACCCUAUUCUCUUGUUUUCUUGUUUUUUUGCUUUUUUGUUUUCUUCACAAUAUGAGGAAGAAACUAGAUACUCGUUUCCCUGCUGGCCGGAUGUUGUGUAGUGCGGUUCAAAGUGGACUGUGGUCCCCCUCAAACUUUUUCAAACUCCAAUGCUAGGAUUAAGAAAAUUAUGCAAGCUGAUGAGGAUGUAGGGAAGAUUGCAAUGGCUGUGCCUCUUCUAGUUUCCAAAGCACUAGAGCUAUUUCUGCAAGAUUUGUGUGAUCGAACAUAUGAGAUAACUCUAAUGAGGGGGGCAAAGACCAUGAAUGCUUUUCAUUUAAAACAGUGUGUACAGACUUUUAAUGUCUUUGAUUUUCUGAAAGAUAUUGUCAGCAAGGUUCCUGAUUUAGGUGGUUCAGUUGCAACUGGUGACGAUCAUACUGUCACUAAGAGGAGGAAAGUUGCCGGAGAUGAUGGUAAUGACAGCGAUGAGGAAACCAAGAGAAGUAAGAUGCCAGAACCUGGACAUACCAGUGGCAGAGGAAGGGGUAGGGGAAGAGGCAGGGGUCGUGGUCGAGGAAGUAGAACAGUAGAUCAAGAGAUGACUACACAUGUCAAGUUUGAAGACGAUUCCGAUGUAUUGAAGCAAAAUGACAAGCACACUCAAAGCAAUGAAAGCUUGGAAAAUGUGUCAGAAGUUAAGCAGAGUUUUCCAGUUAACGAACCGGCUGAAGUAUGCAUUCGAAAUUUUGACUUAAAUUUGAACCCAGAUGAGGACAUGGAUUUGUUAGUACCAACUCCUGUCCCAACUAGUUCAUCAACAAAAUCAAUGUCAGAAGAGAAGCAUGAGGAAUACCCUGGAUGGUCCUUGUCUGAUGUGGAAAAAAUGGCAAUUGAUCCCAUGCAACUGGCCAACUUAAAUAGAAGGACUGAUGAAGAUGAGGAGGAUUAUGAUGAAGAAAUCUAGAUGAACCUUUAAUUGUUGAUUUAAAUAUGGCUUCUGAUGUAGGUCAGACAUUUGAAAUUUCUGAUGGAGAGUUAGAAUAGAUUUUUUAGACGUAUCCUUAGUGGUUAGGAAGAUUAGGAGGGAUAGGACAUUGAAUACUCUCCUUAGUUUAGGCUAAAAGUGGAAAUACUAUUCCUUUUAGAAAUAGGCAGUGUUGUAAUUUUAGAAAUUGUAAUAGGCAUUGCCUAUGGUAGGCACUACCUUAAGAUUUUAGGUGUACGUUGGGAGUUGGGACUUACUUCACGUACCUCUCAAAAUUUGAUGGGGAUGGAUGGCUCCCUUAGGCAAUGCUUUUACAAGUAUUUUCUUUAUGAUCUUGUUCUCCCAUUAAUCACAGUUUGUACAUCUACUUCCCCAAGCUUUUUGCAAGAUCCUUAAACUUUUGAUUACUUUCU